GAACCUCAGGCCGGCACUGGUCCCUGGCCACACCAUGGCGGAUGCAGACGAGGGCUUCGGCCUUGCGCACACGCCUCUGGAGCCUGACUCCAAAGACAGGUCCUGUGAUUCAAAACCCGAGAAUGCUCUGGGGGCUCCCAGCAAGUCUCCAUCAUCCCCGCAAGCCGCCUUCACCCAGCAGGGCAUGGAAGGAAUCAAGGUGUUUCUUCAUGAAAGAGAAUUGUGGCUGAAGUUCCAUGAAGUGGGCACAGAGAUGAUCAUCACAAAAGCAGGGAGGCGGAUGUUUCCUAGUUACAAAGUGAAGGUGACUGGCCUUAAUCCCAAAACGAAGUACAUUCUUCUCAUGGAUAUUGUUCCCGCGGACGACCAUAGAUACAAAUUUGCAGAUAAUAAAUGGUCUGUCACCGGCAAAGCUGAACCUGCCAUGCCCGGUCGCCUUUAUGUGCACCCAGACUCCCCUGCAACUGGUGCACACUGGAUGCGACAACUUGUCUCCUUCCAGAAACUGAAGCUCACCAACAACCACCUGGACCCAUUUGGGCAUAUUAUCCUGAACUCCAUGCACAAAUACCAGCCCCGAUUACACAUCGUGAAAGCAGACGAAAAUAAUGGAUUUGGUUCAAAGAAUACUGCGUUCUGCACCCACGUCUUUCCGGAGACCGCGUUUAUCGCCGUGACUUCGUACCAGAAUCACAAGAUUACACAGCUGAAAAUUGAGAACAACCCCUUCGCUAAAGGCUUUCGGGGAAGCGAUGACAUGGAACUGCACAGGAUGUCAAGGAUGCAAAGUAAAGAGUAUCCCGUGGUUCCCAGGAGCACAGUGAGGCACAAAGUGGCCUCCAACCACAGUCCCUUCAGCAGUGAGACCCGAGCUCUCUCCACCUCAUCCAAUUUAGGGUCCCAGUACCAGUGUGAGAAUGGUGUCUCUGGCCCCUCCCAGGACCUUCUGCCCCCGCCCAACCCAUACCCACUGGCCCAGGAGCACAGCCAAAUUUACCACUGCACCAAGAGGAAAGAUGAAGAAUGCUCCAGCACUGAGCACCCCUAUAAAAAGCCGUACAUGGAGACCUCCCCCAGCGAGGAGGAUGCCUUCUACCGCCCGGGCUACUCCCAGCAGCAGGGCCUGAGUGCCUCUUACAGGACAGAGUCCGCCCAGCGGCAGGCCUGCAUGUAUGCCAGCUCCGCACCACCCAGCGAGCCCGUGCCCAGCCUGGAGGACAUCAGCUGUAACACAUGGCCCAGCAUGCCCUCCUACAGCAGUUGCACGGUCACGGCAGUGCAGCCUAUGGACCGACUACCCUAUCAGCACUUCUCUGCUCAUUUCACUUCCGGGCCCUUGGUCCCUCGGCUAGCUGGCAUGGCCAACCACGGGUCUCCUCAGCUCGGCGAGGGGAUGUUCCAGCACCAGACAUCCGUGGCCCAUCAGCCUGUCGUCAGGCAAUGCGGGCCUCAGACUGGCCUUCAAUCUCCAGGUGGCCUCCAGCCCCCCGAGUUCCUCUACUCUCACGGCGUGCCCAGGACCCUGUCCCCACACCAGUAUCACUCCGUACACGGUGUUGGCAUGGUGCCGGAGUGGAGUGAGAACAGUUAAAGGCAGACCUUUGCCAGAGAGAGGGGGGAAGAUAAAGAGAGAGAGAGAGAGGAGCGAGAGAUGAGGACAGUAGCAAUGAGAACCCCACAGAUGAGACACUCAUGUCACCUGUCCUCACCUCUGGGCCUGAGGCUCCCACGGCCAUUGUGAUCUGAUCAGUGAAGUCACCGUUCUGAAACUGUGGCUCUGUUGUUUUGUUUCAAAACCUACAAAACAGGACAAGAGAGGAGUCCCAGCCCCACAACCUCCACUGUCAUCAACCAGGCGCACUCACAGCACCCUAGACACACUCCCCCAUUGUUUCUUUUGGGUUCCAGAACAUACUGCCUCAUUGAGUGUUUGACCCCGGUGCAUGGUGAGAGACAUCCUCUGUCUCGGUGUUAAUGUUGACUUUGUUAUAUAAUAAAUAAUAAUAUAUUUUUUUUUCUUUGAAUUUUCUUACGGGGACCCAGUCCCUUAAUGGAGGGAGAGCAGAGGCAAAUAUGUCUCAAAACAAGUACUUUAGGGGCUUCCCUCCAAUAAAUGAGCUAAAAUGUACAUCCGACACCCUCCUCUAACAAAAAUACCUACCUCCGUCCUGUGAGAAGUCUACGAAGGUCCCAGAGGUACCUGCUAGCUGUUUUUGGAUUGGGUUUUGCUUUUUUCCUUUCGGGUUUGACCUGCCCUCCCCAGCUUCAUGGCAUUCAAAGCUGCCUUCUACGGAGCGGAUGGAGUUAGGAUGUUGGACUCCAUCUGCCACCUCGCCUUCUCAGCCAGCACCAUUUCUCCCCAGCUCCAGGUCUCUCCAGCCGUCUGUGGCUAGAACGGGGCCUAUCACUUCUCAGCCGGAAAUCUUGCUUCAACCAACUGAAAGAGCCCUGGGUGAUGCAGGGGAACAGAACUGUGAUUCAGAAAAGGGGACAAGCUCCCUGCUUCCAAGUUGUAGAGGGAAGAAAAAAGCCAGAGGAUAAAUACACUUUGUGAUUAAAAAGCAAAGAAGACAACCAGGAAGUCAGCCUCGGGCUGGCUCAGACCUCCUCUGUGACCCGGAAGGGAUGCACAGCUCCUGGUGCUGAAAGAGAGGGAGCCAUAUUAGCGGUGCCUCUGCCUGCAAGAAGUCACCCCAGCACCAACCACCUGGGACACAAAACUACACGCAUCAAAAGCAGAAAAACAGUGUUAAAAAAAAAGUGUGUAAGUACUACAUUAUUGUAGGGUUUCUCAGAUGUAAUAUUUUACUGGUACUAUUUAUUUAUAAAUAGGAAUUCUAAUUAAGUAGUAACAUGAAACCCAGCCUGGGGGCUGACCAAGACCUUUUAAUUUUAUUGGAACUCAAAACUGGGUUUGUGUUUUCCCCCCCUCUCUUGCUUUUGAAUGUGUUUUCCUUUCUUGCUCUUUAAAAAAGAAAAA
Messenger RNA from Phodopus roborovskii (desert hamster), 2980 nucleotides. RefSeq names its product T-box transcription factor 5 (gene Tbx5). The coding region runs from base 35 to 1591 and encodes 518 amino acids. Gene Ontology annotation, biological process: pattern specification process; cardiac left ventricle formation; cell fate specification. Gene Ontology annotation, molecular function: RNA polymerase II cis-regulatory region sequence-specific DNA binding; DNA-binding transcription factor activity, RNA polymerase II-specific. Gene Ontology annotation, cellular component: nucleus. The record is from RefSeq and is a predicted model, not a curated record. The transcript is spliced from 8 exons. Lineage: Eukaryota; Metazoa; Chordata; Mammalia; Rodentia; Cricetidae.